AUGCUGCUGCACAUGAGCGCAGAUUAUCAUCACGUGGUUGAUGACUGUGAAGAGGCGUGGGUCGCGUGGGCGCGUUUGAAGACGCUGUACGGCGGGUCGCAGAAGGCUGGACGCAUCUACUUGAAGCGCCAGCUGUUCAGCAUGGAGAUGGCGGAAGGCGGCAAUGUGAUGCAUCAUUGCAACGAAGUCCUCAACAUCAGCGCGAAGCUCAGCAGCAUCGGCGCCGAGAUGGAGGACGAGGACGUUGCGAUCUGCUUGUUGCGCAGCCUCCCCAAGAGCUACGAGAACGUCGUUCUCAACUUGGAGAUGAGCAGCGCGGAACUGCGAUCGCGAGACGUCGUGAGAGUGCUCACGAAUGAGCACAUCAAGAGGCAAGGUGACAAGACGACAUCGGUGAAGACUGAAGACGCGGCCAAGGCGUUCAGUACCGAGCGUGAACCUCGCCAGUGUACAUACUGCGGAAAAUUGGGGCACACGGCGGAGCGGUGCUGGACCAAGCAGAAGGACGAGAAUCAAGGUGGAGCUCGACGCGGCGGCAACAAUGCUCGUGGACGCGGAGCCAACAACGUUCAGUGGCGAACCAACAGCAACAACGACGACAACUGCGAUCGAGUUGCGUUCGCGGUUUCGCUGGAGGCCGGACUUUCGACGGGCAAGAAUAUGCCAGGGAUGUGGGCAGUCGACAGCGGUGCGACGCAUCACAUCUGCAACGACAAGGCCAAGUUUGCAAGCCUGAAUGAGCGAGAGGAAGGCGAACUAUCAGUGGCUGAUGGCAGCAAGGCUGCGAUCAAGGGUGUGGGAACCAUCAUGGAACGGGUGGUUCUGCCCAAUGGUGACGAACGCGACAUCGAGAUCAAGGACGCGCUGUUCGUACCAAGCAUGAGCAAGAAUCUGCUUUCGGUGCCACAGAUCAACAAGGGUGGGAGGUUCCAAGUCGUGUUCGAUGGAUCCAAGAUGCAAGUGAAGCGCAAGAAUUCCACACAAGUCGUGGCAACAGCGGAUCUCGUCGAUGGACUUUACUGGCUGCGGACUCCUCAACGAUCGGCAAAUGCAGCAACACGCAAUGGGAACAUCGACUUGCAUGCGCGCAUGGGUCAUGCACCUCUCGAAGUUCUGCGCAAGAUGGUGGCCACUGGCAUGAUCAAGGACGCCAAGGCACCUCUCAACUCGACUGGUCCAAGUGUGUGUCGCGGUUGCCAGCAAGGAAAGAUGGUCUAA
Molecule: messenger RNA, 1218 nt
Organism: Peronospora matthiolae
Lineage: Eukaryota; Oomycota; Peronosporomycetes; Peronosporales; Peronosporaceae
Source: the annotation of a GenBank genome assembly